Molecule: messenger RNA, 812 nt
Organism: Glossina fuscipes
Lineage: Eukaryota; Metazoa; Arthropoda; Insecta; Diptera; Glossinidae
Gene: Hsp23
Product: heat shock protein 23
Exons: 1
Coding region: 128-685 (185 amino acids)
Biological process (GO): response to heat; protein refolding
Molecular function (GO): protein folding chaperone
Source: RefSeq, a predicted model, not a curated record
UAUUAUCAGUACAAUUUAGUAAAGCAAAACGUUUAUAAAUAAAUCAAAUCGAGAGGAAGAUUUUGACGGCUUUUCUUAAAAUCAUUUUUGAAGCGUAACGAUUGAGGCUUUUUUUCAUAUUAACAAAAUGUCGAGUUUACCACUCAUUCUAAGUUUGGCUGAUGAUUUAAAUCGUCUAUCGAUGGCUGCUUCGCCAUUCUACGAUCCAUCGUUGUACUAUGCCCGUCAUCCUUUAGCCCUUUUAACCGGCGAACAACAACAACAACUCCGGAAUCGUGAUCUGUUUAAUGCCGAUCAAGUCUCAACCAUUGGUAAAGACGGUUUCCAGGUAUGCAUGGAUGUACAGCAAUUCAAACCGAACGAAUUGGUAGUAAAAGUUGCUGACAACUGUAUAAUUGUUGAGGGUAAACAUGAGGAGCGCGAAGAUGAUCGCGGCUUCAUUUCUAGACACUUUGUACGUCGAUAUGCGCUGCCCAAAGGCUACGACCCCAAUAAAGUUCUGUCAACCCUGUCUUCAGAUGGUGUGCUAACUGUGAACGUGCCCAAGCCAGCAAUCGAAGAUAAACCAAAUGAACGUGUCAUCCAAAUUCAGCAAGUGGGACCGGCUCAUUUGAACGUCAAGGAAAAUCCAAAAGAAAUCAACGAAGAGUCCGCUGAGAAAGAUUCAAAACAAUCCAAAUUGUAAAUGUUUUCGCUUUUUGGUCGAUUCUCAGGACGAAUUCAUUUAUAGAAUGCAGUGAAAUAAUUAUUAAAAAAUGAAGUCCGGAUUUUCUUUCUUUUUAAGUUUUAUUAUUUAAUGUUAUUCUUUUAAA